Saccoglossus kowalevskii is the source of this 2562-nucleotide messenger RNA. RefSeq names its product chaperone Ric-8A-like. Lineage: Eukaryota; Metazoa; Hemichordata; Enteropneusta; Harrimaniidae. Gene Ontology annotation, cellular component: cytoplasm. The record is from RefSeq and is a predicted model, not a curated record. Gene Ontology annotation, molecular function: guanyl-nucleotide exchange factor activity; G-protein alpha-subunit binding. Gene Ontology annotation, biological process: G protein-coupled receptor signaling pathway.
GUUUAUUAUUAUGGUGUUCUUGUUUUUCGAUCUUUGUGCAAAUACACAAAACUCUUAUUUUCUGUCGUUGGCGAGGAGAGAAAAAAUCGUAAGAUAACAUUAUUGACAAAUUGAUCUGUCACUUAGCCAUUCAAAAUUUUAAGACAACGCUGAAUCGGGUCGCUGUUCACAAAUAUUAAGUUUAUUUGCAUGAUGGAGGACCUGGUUCGCUCUAUGAUAUCGAUGUUGGACACAGGCAAUGAGGAAGACAUAUGUGCAAAAUUCCAAGAGUUUAACAAAGAGAAUGCACGAACAUUUUCAUUUGAUAUUGACGCUGAGUACAAAAAGAAUUUGAUUAGAGGUAUUAUUGAUAGUCUUGCCAUGCCGAGGAGUAGUGAGUGCCAUGCACAGUGUUUAGAAACUCUGCGAAUUCUGAGUCGUGAGAAAUUCAAGCUGUACACCAUGGCUGAAAGAGAAGGUGUGCAGAUAUUACUCAGACACGCUGGUUUGGAUAUUGAAUCAGUGCAUGAAAUGGAAGACAAGGUGACUAUAGAAGCACAAAAAUGUCUUUGUAAUCUAGUAUUUAAUAGUGACGCUGUUCAGAGAAUAUGUAGCUCAGAUAGCACCUGUGUUGAAGCAGUCAUAGCGAGAAUGAAACUGUAUAAAGGCACAGAUAUAAACGCAGAUAUUAAGUUCUUUGACAUGAGGCUAUUGUUCCUGUUAACUGCUUUGUGUUCCCACAUCAGGCCACGUUUUGGUAACGAUGUUGCAGCACUUUUAUUGCUCUUAGAGACAUUAGAAUCCACAACUCAGAGCGAUGAUUGUAGUGAAACAGACAACGAAACGAUCUACCACAUGAUGAGUGACAGAGAUGCAAACUUAGCAAUGGAGGUGCUAAAGACGCUAUUCAAUGUAUCCAUGGGAGCAAAAAGAGGAGAAUUAGAUGAGGAAGAAGAAACUUUGUAUGUUCAGCUUGGAGGAAUAUGUAGAGCACUGUUACUAAGCAAAACAUCCACUGAUGAGAAGACUGAAGAGCUUCAAAGCCAUACAGUGAAUCUACUGACCAAUAUGCCAAACUGCUGUAUCCAGGAAUUGACUCCUGAGUGCCCUGAUGAGGGCGCUGCUGGUGGAAAGAUGGUACAUGAAAUAUACCUUGGUCGCAACAUUGAUGCCGGCAUUGUUCUGAAGCAGUUUCUAGAGAAACGGCUUGAAAGGGGUGGUAAAGGUUGUCGUUUAGUAGAAAGUCUCACACCGAUACUGAGUGCCUUGCAUGCAAUUUGUAAAGCAAAUAAAAGUAUCAGGAAACAUCUGAGAAAUGAGAUUUUACCUCCUCUCAGGGAUGCAUCUAAAUUACCAGAAGAGGGAGAAACAAUUAGAAACAGGCUUGUUAGAUUAAUGACAAACCCUUCCACUGAUGUAAAAGAUUUAGUUGCUGACUUACUUUUUGUUCUCUGUAAAGAAAAUGUUGAUCGACUAGUAAAGUACACUGGGUAUGGUAACGCAGCUGGGUUGUUAUGCCAACUAGGAUUGAUGGCUGGUGGUCAUGGUGAUGGGGACUAUAGCACUGAUGAAGAGAGUGAUACAGAAGAAUAUUUGGAAGUCAGAAAUAAGAUCAAUCCUAUUACUGGGCGUGUAGAGGAGGAUAAACCAGACCCCACUGAAGGAUGGACAGAAGAACAAAAAGAAUUUCAUGCCAAUCAGCUGGCUAAUAUGUUUGAUAAAUUAUCAAGAGAGGGUGUUAUACAACCGAUGAAAGUAGGACCAGAUGGUAGACCCGUACCAAUAGAAGAAGCUGUACACCAGAUUGAAUUACCAGCAGAGAGUAGUGAUCUCAGUGAUGUUGACUAGGUUAUCCCCAUGGCGAUGCAAUCCAUUUCACUUAUUUUACUGGCAUGCGCACACAAAUAUAUGUAGGUUUCAAAUACAUUUUUUUUUUGAAUACCUUUAUGUGCAAUUUUAGAAUGUUUCGAAAUUGCAUUAUGGGAAAUGUCAGACAGUUGCAUCGAACAGCAACGAACAACUUUGAUAAUUUAAUUUGUGCUGUAUUUUAUCAGCUGUAAUACGUACAAUGAUCACAAUGGCGGACAUAACCGGCUUGUAUUAUAGUUGAUUGUAGACUGGCCCAGCCUUGGAAAUUGUAGAAUUCUUAGUUCGAUGCGAAAUUACCAUUACUGGUCUAUUCCAAGGCAGCUUACAAUAUUUAUCACCUCAAGAAUGCAGUGACAACUAUAGAGGGCACGUCAGUAUUGACCAGUCAUGGAUUUAUCAUAUACAACAAUAAAAUUGCCACGAAGGGGCCAGUCCAAGUUGAUUGGUGCAUUGUGCUGUGUGAAUCAAAUACUGUGAUUCAGAUAGAACCCUUCUCUCCCCCUCCCCCCAAUUUCUACUGGCUGUAGUAAAUUGUGUUAAUAUUAAAAAACAUGUUAAAAUAUCUGCCACUAUAGAUACAAAUGUCAGUGAAACUAAAAUGCUCUGUAAAUUCCAUGUACUUAGAUUUAUGUUGCCGAGACUGUAAAAUGAGUUCAUUACUUUCAGAUUUAUUUAAUUUAAAGCAUCUAUAUGUUUUCUGUAACAAAAGCUAUG